Messenger RNA from Peronospora matthiolae, 2730 nucleotides. The record is from the annotation of a GenBank genome assembly. Lineage: Eukaryota; Oomycota; Peronosporomycetes; Peronosporales; Peronosporaceae.
AUGACGCCGGCGCUGCUGCACGCGAGCUCUGCGCCGCCCAUGAGUGCGCGCGACGCCGCGUACUGGCUCGCAGUGGCCUCGACGCCCUCUUUCUUCCGUUCGACAUCGACUGCGACCGUCUCGACGUCGUCAUCCAUGGCCCGUGGCGUCUGCGGGGCCAGUCGUUCGCACCACUUCAGUCACAAAAGUAGCAGCAAGAAAAGUACCACCUCGAAUAAAACCCACGCCCAGUGGCCCGUCUUUGUUGCCGAAGAAGUGUACGAACAUCAACGGGACCAAAUAAUUAUCGGCUGGGGUUCGAUUGGUCAUUUAUUGCCACUCGAUCCGGACAAGUACGUGCGCGUUAUCCGGCGGGUCCCAUCGAGUCGCCAUUGUAUACAGAACCCAAGUCACCGUCCAAGAGACGAGGGAGAAGAGCAAGUUUUUUCCGAUGGAGACCAUGGCGAUAUACGGGAAGAAGAUGGACGUGUGUAUAAAGGUGCAGCAGACGAGACACCAAUGGAGAGUCUCGAAUGGUCGCCAUCCUCGACGUUUCCAGAGAUUUUAUUACCAGACGCAGUCGAGCAAGUCGGAGACGUAGCUCCUGGUCGGACACUGAAGUUACGGAGCAGGUCAGCUAUGGAUGCAUCACGAAAUGAACACAAGGUCCUGUCCAGUUCAGUGCCAGGUUCUGCAGCCAUUGGGUCGACCCCAGCUGGCUCUCCUUUGAGGUGGGAGUGGACGAGUCCCUGGCAUCUUGAAGUACCUGCUGACAGUCCAAUUGAUGCCGUUGAUGGGUGGCAGUAUGCUGCUAGUUUCUCCCAGUUUGGACCGGGACCUUCACGUGGGAUACCAAUAGACUUGAUGAGUCCCUCGUCCUUUCUGCACUCUAGUGGCGGCAACACGACGCGAUCGUUUUCUCCCCGAGCUGCUGGCAAACGGUUACGGGUCCGACGACGGAAAUGGGUACGCUACCGGCGCUUAUGCUCGACUCGGAGUGGACGGACCGGUGAUGUUCCUUCCAGUGCUUUUGACGACGCGUUUCUCGACUCGAUGAGCGGCUGGCUGCGGAAGCGAGGCCAUGUGCGCAAGAACUGGAAAGCCCGCUAUUUCGUGCUGGACAAGUCGAUCUUGCGGUAUUAUACGGACUCUUCUUGCACGAAACUCAAAGGUGAGGUGCUGCUUUUCCAUCCACAGACUCGCGUGCAUUAUGUAGACGUUCAUGUAGCUGGUGGUCGCGAUGCGAGUUUUGCCAUCCAAGUCGGUCCGGACUACACGUUGCUACUUCAUGCGGCUCAACUCUGCGACCGUGAAAACUGGAUGUACUGUAUCGAAGAUGCACUCCUGUGUCGGGACUCGUAUUACACGCAAGGACUGACUAGCGGACCCGGGCCGUACUUUGAUCUGCGGGAGAGUGUGGCUCAGCGACGACUACUGAGUGCAGAAGCGAUGGCGCUUGACGGCAGUUCGUUCCACGAUGCUAUGUGUGGCAUCCGCCAUGCUCACGAAGGUGCACUCAGUUGCAAGCUGAGUGACUCAGACGACCUUGACGACCAAUCGUCUCACGGACAGGAUACAGCUCAGCGAAGUCUCAGGAGUACGAAUAACAGCGACGUGCUCAAGCUCUGGGCCUCGCUUCAUGCCAAACCAGGCUGUUUGUUGAAUGCUGUAAGCUCUGCGUCUCCCAUGACGCGCUCGCUGUUGCGUGCCUGCAAUGAACUUUUUGCAAGCCCGACUAUGCACGAUCAUAUCACCAGCUUUCUUACGAUGUUCCGCCAGAAAUACGAUCAUCCGACUGUUUCUUCAGUGGCGGCAAUGAGUGCGUCAGCCUGGACACGGCUUUCGGAACCCUGGGCUCCAGUCGAAGGCUGUUACGGGACAAAUUGUGAGCAAGAUCUACGGGAGAGUCCUCUGGGUUCAACGCCGCACGAGCUUCACAGCGUUACGACUUUGCGAGACGCUCGCAGUCUGCUAGCACUCAAGAACUAUCGUUUUUUCUUGGAACGCUCGCUGGGACUUAUCAUGGACCAUGUGUCUAAUGCUGUGGACCCAAGGACAGCACGAACGCUUGGCCAUUCUGUAGAUGAUGAGAAGUGUGCCCCGACGGAUGAUGAAUUGGCUCUAGCUCGUCGUGCUGCUUUGUACAAGCUAGAGCGGCGCACGUUCAUUCCGCUGCAAGAGGUUAUAUACCAUCUACUGGGCGAUGAAAUGGGGCCUCGACGUGGACAACGGCAGGAAGAAGAGCGAUUUGAGCGAUUACGGGCGUUAGUAGCCGUCCAAACACAGAGUUUCCUGGACAUUCAUCCGUCGCACCAGUCGCCAACUGAGUGGAAGUUGGCGAUCGCUUUGAUUGACUCGAUGGAUAACUAUUCGCUGCCGUCCGAGAAGGCUGCUGUCCUCGUGGACGUGGCGCGGUGUAUAUACGAGACCGAUGCCCGGGAGCAUGACCACGCGACUGACAGAACUGCCAGUCCGAAGCAUCAAAAACGGUCGACGCUCAUGUCUGCCGAUGAUUUCCUGCCCAUCUUUAUCUUCGUCUUAGCCCGUUGUCAUCUCCGCAGCGUGAUCGUGACUCGUCACUUGAUCAGCGAGACGAUGGUCACGGCGUUGAUGAUUGGUGAGACUGGGUAUUACGCCACGAUGCUGGAGGCAGCGAUAGGAUACAUUGCAGCAUUUGACGGUACUGCGAAGACUGGUGAACCGGUUGAUCGAAAUGGUCGCAGAAAUGCUGCAGCCAGCUUUGGCUUUUGA